Drosophila willistoni is the source of this 503-nucleotide messenger RNA. RefSeq names its product pupal cuticle protein C1B. Lineage: Eukaryota; Metazoa; Arthropoda; Insecta; Diptera; Drosophilidae. The record is from RefSeq and is a predicted model, not a curated record. Bases 1 to 501 code for a protein of 166 amino acids. The transcript has 2 exons.
AUGGGGCAGGGCAAGAUCUGUGAUGUUGAUGCCAACGCUGGUAAUGACGAUGAUGAUGAUGGUUGUGAUGAUAACUGUCUUGUUAUUGCCGCACUUAUUGCUUGCUCUUGGGCUAAGCCUGGUGUGUUGGCGCCUUUGCCACUGGCCUAUGCAAAUGCCCCACUAUAUGCCUCUGGUGGCAGCAGUCAAGUGGACGUCCGUAACAAUUAUGAUGGAACGCUGUCAUCCUAUACCACGGCACCGUUCCAGUUUACCGCUCCAUUCUCCAGUCGUUAUGUAUCCGGAAUUCCGGCAGCUCCAGCUGUGGUCGCCAAAUACGCAGCAGCCCCAGUAGCUGCCCCCUUAGCCGCUUCAUUGGCUGCUGCUCCUCUAGUAUCGUCCUACGCAGCACCUUAUACAUCUCCAUAUUUGUCUGCUUCUUUCGCCGCUCCUUUAGCAUCGCCCUAUGCUGCUCCUUACGCUACUUCCUAUGCUGCUGCUCCAACCCCCGCUGUAUUUUAAUU